Messenger RNA from Temnothorax curvispinosus, 4150 nucleotides. It is a transcript of the gene Nha1, whose product is annotated as sodium/hydrogen exchanger 9B2. NCBI's taxonomy places the organism in Eukaryota, Metazoa, Arthropoda, Insecta, Hymenoptera, Formicidae. Gene Ontology annotation, cellular component: membrane. Gene Ontology annotation, biological process: proton transmembrane transport. Gene Ontology annotation, molecular function: antiporter activity. The coding region runs from base 864 to 2717 and encodes 617 amino acids. The record is from RefSeq and is a predicted model, not a curated record. The transcript is spliced from 6 exons.
UUCCAUCGCAACGACCUAUACCGGUCGCUCGUCUCCGUCCAGCCGAAGGGGACUUCGUUAUCGCGAAAGCUUAAAUUACGAUAAAAGAUAAAACGCAAACGAGAUGCACCGGUCGCGCCAAUCGCGUCGAGCGCGACCGUUGGUCGCGUUUCCGCAUCGACGCAAACGAUCGUGAAACCGAUCCGGUCGGUUAGAUGCAUGGCAAAGGAGCCAGUGGAAAAGUUUGGUUUCGUGAACGAACGGCGGCCGAUCCCGAGAGUGGCGCGUGCUAACGCUAACGCUAACGAAGAAGACAAAGCUCCGACUUGAGCGCAAAAACGGAUCCGGGGAGAGCACACGCUCGCGAAGAAGGUACAGUCCGGUAAAAGCGGGCCAAGGUGUCAAAGACGUCAAUCGUCGCAACGCAUUAGCGUUCGUCGUCCGCCGAUCGCCGUCCCCGUUCCCGUCCCCGUCGCGCGGCGCGGUGUCUCGUCACGAGACAACCCGCUAACGAUCGCCCCGUUAACGUGGCGAACGCGUGAUCCGGGAUCGUCGCAGUACGUUUAGCGACACCGCGCGCGGCUACGGCCUUUCCCGAUCGCGAUCAAUAGCGCGAGUGAAUCGACAGGUAUCGACAGGUGUGCCCCGCGGUCGGUGCGAUCAGUUUCGGCGAGAACUCAACGAGAGAUUCGUCGUCACCCGGUCGGGCAAGUGAGAGACCGAUCGAUCACUCGAUCUGCAUUUGCGCGCGCGGUCUGCAUCUCGCAUCUGAGAGGAUUAAAGUAGAGGAUAUAAAGAAUAUAGAUAAAGGAGAGGAGGCUGGAUUUUAUCCGCUAACGUCCCGUCCGAGAAUCUUUAGCGAUCGAUAAAUCCGUCGGUGGAAAAUGGAUAUCGAGAUGGGCAGCAGCAGAACGAAUAAGCCCAGCGAGGAGUUGGCGAAGAGACGCGUGUCGAUCAGCGAUCAGGUGAUGGGAAUCGAUAAUCCCGCCUUCGAGCAUAACCGGCGCAUCAGCGCGAGUUCGGAGCACAAUUCUGAUCAGGGCAGGCGGAAGUCGAUCCUGCAUCAUGGCGGCAGCGCGGAGAACAUUCCGCAGUACAAGUUCGAUCUGGAGAACGGCAGGAUCAACGGUAACAGAAAGAAAUCGGCGUACAGCCUGUCCAGCUCGAUCAGAGACAAAAUCGAGUAUUCCGAGGAGCUCGAGAGAUCGUGGCUAUAUCUAUUUUGCGCCCGAUGUCAUGGUCGCGACGACACACCGUCGUGGGAGCCGCCAGGAUGGAGAAGAGCGUGUCCACAACCGUUCUGUCCAACGUACAGGAAAUUCGCUCGGGUUCUGUGCCUCUUUCUUUUGGGUCUGCUGCUCUGGGGUGUCGUCUAUUCGGUGAUCGGCAAUGACGCCGCCCCGGGUGGCCAGCUGUUUGGAUUGGCCGCUCUGUGCAUCGCCGCGCAUUUCGGGGGUUGGCUGAUCUCUUUGACCACUCUUCCGGCCUUGAUUGGUAUGCUGAUCACCGGUCUAAUAUUGCAAAAUGUCGGACUCGUCAAGAUCGAAGGACAGUACACCGUGGUAGUCUCCAAUCUACGAAAAAUCGCCUUGGUUAUCAUACUUACCAGAGCAGGUCUGGAUCUCGAUCCAACCGCUCUGAAAAGAUUAAAAGUCACCGUACCGAAGCUGGGCUUGAUACCGUGGGUGGUGGAAGCUACGGUGGUCGCUACGUUGACGAAAUACCUCUUGGAUUUGCCCUGGGUGUGGGGUUUUCUCCUCGGAAGCGUCAUAGCAGCUGUCUCGCCAGCCGUAGUAGUGCCCUGCCUGUUCAGGCUACGUAGCAAGGGCUACGGAGUCGCCAAGGGCAUCCCGACGCUGAUCAUCGCCGUAGCUGGAAUCGACGAUGCGGCGUCCGUGGCGGUUUUCGGUAUCGUGAAGAGCGUCAUGUUUUCUCACGACGCGUUGUGGUACCAGAUUCUUCAGGGGCCCAUCGCGAUUAUCGGCGGUCUGGGAUUCGGCAUCAUGUGGGGCUGGUUGGCCAAAUACGUGCCGGAAAAGGGCGACCCCUUCAUGGUGCCUCUAAGAGUGCUGAUGUUACUCGGGGGUGGCCUGCUGGCGGUUUUCGGCAGCGAGGCAAUCGAGCUCGGCGGUGCCGGGCCGCUUGCGGUCGUGGCUGCAGCUUUCGUCAGCUGUUACUUUUGGCAGCAAGAAGGCUGGGACGUGGAUGAUAAUCCAGUGGCCACAUCUUUCGAGAUCUUCUGGAUGAUAUUUGAGCCGAUCUUGUUCGGCGUUACCGGCACGCAGAUCAAGAUCAACGAGCUCGAAGGAAAAACCGUCUACCUCGGACUAGGCUGUUUGGUUGCCGGUAUCGUCAUCCGUAUCGGAGCGACGGUACUGGUCGGGAUUGGUUCCAAGCUCAAUCUCAAGGAGAAGGUGUUCAUCGCUCUAUCCUGGAUGGCUAAGGCGACUGUGCAGGCGGCCCUGGGGCCCGUCACCCUCGACGAGGUCGACAAGAACGAUCAGCAGCAGGUCGAGUACGCCGAGACGGUGCUGAUGAUGUGCGUGCUCUCGGUACUUCUGACCGCGCCGGCGGGUGCCAUCAUCAUCUCGCUCUCAGGACCGAAGCUGCUGACGAAGACCACCGCGCCGGUCACCCCGCCGGAAGCUUGGAAGACGCGCAGACCGUCGAUGCGCGACAUCUCGAUCAUCAAUGAGGACCCGGACCUCGAGGAGACCGCGAACGAGAGGAAGCCCUGACAGUCGCAUUUAAUUCGCAUUCAGACUAUUCAGAGCCAAGUUAGUAGGAGUCCGCCCUCAUUCCUCGGCGUCCUGAGAGUGCCUAAACGUGCCUUAUUUUAGCUAUCCGAAACACGACUUAACGAUCAUAGGCUUAAUGUCUAUCCGAUCACUGGUGAGAUAUUAUCAACUUGAUUUAAUGUUAGCUGACUUAUAUCUAUAGCUAAUGGUUGAAAAUGAAGUAAUAAUAGCGAUAUCUCAGCGAUGUCGUAGCUGGAACUUUUAUCCUGAGUUAUGCGCGGAGAGGAGAUUUUAUUCAACCUGAACGUUAAAUCGUCGAUAUCGUUAUACUUUAAAUGAAGAAGCGAUCGAACUUUUAAGCGAUGAUCCUAACCCAUGCAACAAUUUUUCGUAUGAAAUGAGAGGACGAUCGACGAUUGGCUGCAUCUUGCAUAUCCGUACAAUAAUGCAAAAUUGAAGGAUUGCGUUUAUUUAAGGAUUUUAUGUUCUUAUAGGAUUUGGGAAUCCGUAAGUCGAUAAAUUGAGAAUUUCAUGGAUGCCGUGAUCUUGGAACUUAUUAUACUACACGCGCGCGCGUGCAACUUGUUGACGAAUUUAUAAUUGUUAUAAUUAUUUUUAUUAUAAUUAUAAUUGUAUAUCUUAUUAUACAUAAUCAUAAUUAUAAUAAUAUCAAUUUCUUUUCUUGAUCACUCUAUUUUUAAGCACGGAAUCUAUUAGCAAGACGCUGCGAAUGUCUUUUAUUACACUUACGUAUGUUGUUUUAAUGAAUUCCUUGCCGAUAUUGACCCUGAUGGUGUUUUUAAACAAGAAGAGAGACUGUGCUACGGGGGAGGUAUCUAUGUGCUAGUAAUAAUUUUAUCGAUAACACGUAGCAGUUUUAUUGAUUCACUUGUUAUUCAACAUUAACUUUUACGGGUAAUUUAUGUUUAUUCCUUGCGGAAGCAAAUCGUUCGUUUAAACGACAGGUUACCAUGUGACACACGAAGACAUUUUUGUAAUAUGUACCAACGAGAGACUCGAUUGUGCGCUGGUUUGCUAAUACAAUAUUAAGUGAUUUUGGAAGCUCUAUGAGUGAUUGAUUUAUAGGUAUUGGCCGUAUGACGGACUUUAUGAUUUUAAGCGUGCGUUUAUGUCGGAAAGAAGUGAAUCGCAUGAGUCUGGCAUUAGAAUCGUCGGCUACAAAGUUAUGCCACGUAAUAUCUUACAAUUAAUCUUUUUUGAGAAGUUUUUUCAGUGAAAGGAGAAAAGCGAGUUGAAGUCUUGUAGUGUGAGAGUUUAUUCUCGACGGAAGCGCGCGUCUAAGAAUACGUCCUGGAUACAUUCUCGACGCAUCCUACAUAGUGUAAACAGAUAUAUAUUGUUGAUAUGUUGUUGCAAGAAAUCAUUUUAAACUUCAUUUGAAUAUACAUUUAAAAUAAAAGCAGAUUUUGCUA